Botrytis sinoallii is the source of this 636-nucleotide messenger RNA. RefSeq lists its product as uncharacterized. Gene Ontology annotation, cellular component: mitochondrial large ribosomal subunit; ribosome. Gene Ontology annotation, biological process: translation. NCBI's taxonomy places the organism in Eukaryota, Fungi, Ascomycota, Leotiomycetes, Helotiales, Sclerotiniaceae. The record is from RefSeq and is a predicted model, not a curated record. Gene Ontology annotation, molecular function: structural constituent of ribosome. The transcript is spliced from 2 exons. The coding region runs from base 1 to 636 and encodes 211 amino acids.
AUGGCAGGCGGACGCAUGAAAUAUCGCCAUCUUGGCCGCACCUCUUCGCAUCGUCAAGCGCUCCUCAGAAACCUGGUCACUUCCCUCUUCACCCAUGAAUCCAUCUCAACUACAUAUCCCAAAGCGAAGGAAGCGCAGAGAUUAGCAGAACAUUUGAUUACAUUAGGGAAGAAAAACACCGAGGCUUCGAAGAGAAAGGCAUUGAGUAUAUUUUUUACCCCCCACGAUCUCCUCCCCAAACUUUUCGGACCCCUCCGCGAGCGAUAUGCUUCGCGCCCUGGAGGCUACACUCGUGUUCUCCGUAUCGAGCCUCUGAAAGAAGACCAAGCACCCUCCGCUAUUCUUGAGCUCGUCGAUGGUCCCAAGGAUACCCGCUGGGCGAUGACCGCCCGAACCGUUGCGCGAUUCCGUAAAGAGAAAAUCCCAAUGAAUGAUAUUACCGAGAGGAAUAUUGAGAAAGUAACGCAGUUUCGCGAGGGGGGAGAAGAGGCGUUCGAGAGAUUUGUGUCGAGGGUAGGAAAAUUGGGGUUGGGCAGGGACAAGAAGAGAAUGGAUGUGCCGUUUGAUGGGACAGGGGAGGAGGGAGUGUUGGAGGGGAAGAAGAAGAGGGAGAGGAGGUGGGGUGGUUUUAUUUAG